This is a messenger RNA of Aplosporella prunicola CBS 121167, 3347 nucleotides long. RefSeq lists its product as uncharacterized. The record is from RefSeq and is a predicted model, not a curated record. Bases 124 to 3330 code for a protein of 1068 amino acids. Gene Ontology annotation, cellular component: cytosol. Gene Ontology annotation, molecular function: sulfite reductase (NADPH) activity; oxidoreductase activity, acting on the aldehyde or oxo group of donors; flavin adenine dinucleotide binding. The transcript has a single exon. Lineage: Eukaryota; Fungi; Ascomycota; Dothideomycetes; Botryosphaeriales; Aplosporellaceae.
CUCGAGUCAAUUCUGAGAGGACACUGGAGCCGCGCGUGCUGUGCUCCCACUCUCGUCUUUCACAAAAGCUUUUUGUCUUUUUCCGUUUGAUACCUCAUAGAAGUCGCUUCUUUCUUUGUUACCAUGCGUCUCCAGGCCCCCGAGUCCGCCGGCCCCGCCGCCCAGUCCAGCGAGCAGAAGGCCCUCAAGCAGUUUGCGCAAAAGUCCUCCAGCCUGCCUUUCGGCCAGGACGUGGCUUUCUCCUCCAUUGGCGGCCCCACCUACAUUACCGCGCAGACGCUCGUCCAGCACGUCGCCUACGCCCUCUCCGACAAGAUCUUCACCUACUCGCCCGAGACCUUCGACCUCGAUGUUGCGCUGAAGGAAUGGCAGUCGCAGGGCGAGGACAAUGCGUUUGGAUACAAGACUGGCGUCUCUUCGCUCGAGACGAGGACCGGUGCCGGCAAUGUUGCUUUGGGCUACAUCUUCUCCAAGGACUUUGAUGUGGCAAAGAGGCACAUUCCCCAGGCAAUUGUUGCCUCUUCUUCCAGCCUGCAGCAGCUGAGGUCCGCCCUGGACCAGCUGUCGCUGCUGUACGGCGUGUCCAACCCCCUCGUGGCGCACGUCGCCGCUGUCGACUACGCUGCGGGCACCUCCACGGGCCUUGUCACGGACUACUCCACCUCCUUCAACCUCGCGGAAGAGCUCGGCCUUGGCCUGGUUGCCAGCGCCUCGGCCCACGAGAUUCAGCACAUGGCGCUGUUCUCCACCCUCUUGGCCAGCGUUGUCCCUACCAUCCACACCUACGACGGCAUCACCGUUGGCCGCGAGACCACCCGCGUCGUGGACGUUUGCAACAAGACCGGCCUCUUCAAGAACUACGAGGCCAUCCUUAAGGCUACCUCUGAUGUUGAGAAGAAGCACUCUGACAACGAGGGCAAGACCAUUCGCCUGCUGAAGGCCUUCAACGACGAGUUUGGCACCGACUACAAGCUUUUCGAGUACCACGGCCACGCCGAGGCCGAGACGGUCUUCGUCACCUUCGGCACUGUUGAGGCCUCUCUGAGCGCCCAGCUUGCCGAUGCUCUUGCCGCCAAGGACGUCAAGGUUGGCGUCGUCAACGUCCGCGUUUACCGCCCCUUCGUCGAGGAGGUCUUCCUCGAGGCUCUGCCCAAGUCCGCCCAGAACGUCAUUGUUUUGGGCCAGGUCCAGGACCAGGCCGCCGUCACUGACGAGUCCGUCCACUCUGCUCUUUACAGCGAUGUCCUCGCUGCGGUGAGCUUCUCCUCCGAGAGCGCUGCCACCGUCGCCGACCUCAAGUACCCCAGGGAGGAGGUCUGGAGCCCCCGCAACUUCAGCGACCUGUUCUCCAAGUUCGUCCCUGCGGCGGCGCAGGCUGAUGUCGACUUUACGGCCGCUUCUCAGCAGUACACAUUCUGGAACGCCGACGGCUCUGUUGCAGUCGGCGCUCCCGUUGUCAUUGGCCAGCUGUUCUCCAAGGACUCUGCUAGCAAUGUCUCGGUCCGCACUGGUCACGACAACCUCGUCUCGGGCGGUGUCGUUCGCACCGACGUCCGCAGGUCUAGCAAGUCCAUCGAGGCUGCGUACUCUGUUGACGACGCAGACGUCGCCUACGUUGGUGACGAGAAGCUGCUCUACGAGUUUGAUGUCCUCAACAGCCUGAAGGCCGCUGGCGCGCUCAUCGCUCGCCUCCCCGGUGCCAAGGACGAGGAUCUUGAGAAGCGCAUCCCCGUUGGUGCUCGCAAGGGCAUCUUUGGCAAGAACGUCAAGCUGUUCGUCCUGGACCCGACUGCUUCGGCUAACGUCGAGGAAGACGCCGCCCUCGAGUCCUACCUUGUCCAGCUCGCCUUCCUGAAGGUUGCCGAGGCUGACAAGUUUGAUGCUGCGGCCCACAAGCUUGCCACUCUCAGCGGCGGCUCGCUCGACAGCAUUGUCAGCGAUGUUUCCAAGGCUCUCCGCCAGGUCGAGAUCCCCGAGGCCUGGGCUACCGUUGAGCCGGAAGUUGAAAGCAUUUCUCUUCCCACCAACAUUAGCGUCAACAGCUUUGCCGCCUUCGAGCGUGUUGACCCCGAGCCCCCUACCCUGCUCAAGAACUGGGUCACUGCUGCCCAGGGUCUUGCUUUCAAGGAGGCCUUCGGCACGCAGACGGCUCUCCGCCCCGAUCUUGGCAUCAAGACCGCCGUCGUCCACGUCAAGGAGCGCCGCCGUCUCACUCCCCAGAACUACGACCGUAACAUCUUCCACAUCGAGUUUGACCUCGGCAACUCUGGCGUCACGUACGCCAUUGGUGAGGCUCUUGGUAUUCACCACGAGAACGACCCCAAGCACGUCGAGGAGUUCAUUCAGUGGUACGGCCUCAACCCCGAGGAGGUCGUCGAGGUGCCUACCCGCGAUGACCCCAACGUCCUCGAGAACCGCACCGUCUACCAGGCGCUCCUGCAGAACCUCGACAUUUUCGGCCGCCCGCCCAAGCGCUUCUACGAGCAGUUGGCUGAGUUCGCGUCGGAGGAGAAGGAGAAGUCGGCGCUGCUGGCGUUGCUGACGCCCGACGGUGCGCAGGAGUUCAAGCGCCGCGCCGAGGUGGACACUGUGACGUACGCGGACAUUCUGCUGGAGUUCCCGUCGGCGCACCCUGCCUUCCACGACAUCAUCCGCAUUGUCAACCCGAUGAAGCGCCGCGAGUACUCGAUCGCGUCGAGCCAGAAGGUGACGCCGAACAGCGUGUCGCUGCUGAUCGUGACGGUUGGAUGGGUGGACCCCAAGGGCCGCGACCGCUUCGGCCAGGCGACGCGCUACCUGAACAGCCUGCCAGUGGGCGCGCCAGUGACGGUGUCGGUGAAGCCGUCAGUGAUGAAGCUGCCAACCAAAUCGACGGCCCCGCUCAUCAUGGCGGGUCUCGGCACGGGACUGGCGCCCUUCCGCGCGUUCGUGCAAGAGCGCGCCCGCCAGAAGCUCGCCGGCGAGGAAAUCGGCAGCAUCCUGUUGUACAUGGGCUCGCGGCACCAGCGCGAAGAAUACCUUUACGGCGAGGAAUGGGAGGCCUACCAGGCGGCGGGCGUGAUCACGCUCCUCGGCCGCGCGUUCUCCCGCGACCAGCCCCAGAAAAUCUAUAUCCAGGACCGCAUGCGCGAGAGCUUGAAGGAGAUCCGUAAGGCGUAUCUCGAGGAGGGCGGCAGCUUUUAUCUUUGUGGCCCUACCUGGCCUGUGCCGGAUGUUCAGCAGGUGCUGCAGGAGGCGAUUGAGGAGGCGGCCGAGGGCAAGAAGGUCGAUUCGAGACGCGAGAUUGAGGCGUUGAAGGAGGAGGGACGCUAUGUGCUUGAGGUUUAUUAGGUGGGGGGUUGUGUGCG